Molecule: messenger RNA, 846 nt
Organism: Helianthus annuus (common sunflower)
Lineage: Eukaryota; Viridiplantae; Streptophyta; Magnoliopsida; Asterales; Asteraceae
Product: PRKR-interacting protein 1
Exons: 2
Coding region: 104-661 (185 amino acids)
Biological process (GO): negative regulation of protein kinase activity
Cellular component (GO): nucleolus
Molecular function (GO): protein kinase inhibitor activity; protein kinase binding; double-stranded RNA binding
Source: RefSeq, a predicted model, not a curated record
AAGAUAACCCAGUGGCCCAAUGACACCUUCAAUACAAAACUGAAAAUAUCGUCUCCGGCGUAAACAAGGGUUAGGGUUAGGGUUUCUUUCUCACCGGAAAAAAAUGUCCAGUUCCGGACGGCCGUCGGCGGCGACCGUUGCAACCGGAGACUUACAGAUUGUACCGGCGUCCUCAGAUAGAACCGCGAUCUCCGCUCUUCCUCCUCGACAUCCAAAUAAUAAUUCUUCAACAGCUCUUGCUGAAUACACGCCUCCGGUAGCUAAUCAGGAGGAUGAGGAUCUCGAGGUCAAGCUCCGGCGUAUUUUAGAUUGUGUUCCUGUUCGUGUUAACAAUACUUCCGGUAGUUCUGCCGGUUCUGGCUCCGGUGACUUUCAUCAGUACCGACAAAUGAGACGGAAGGAACAAGACAGGCUUGCAAGAAUGGAUGUUGACUUCCAAAAGAGGAAACAAGUGGCAGAGUUUAACAAGCGGAGAGAAGAAAGAUUAAAAGCAACAGAAGAACGAACUGCAAAAAAGCGUUUGAAACGCCAGAAGAAAAAGCAAAAGAAACAAGAAAAGAAGAUGAAGUUGGAAGCAGGUGAUCAUGAAGAAAAAAGGAAGGAAGAUAAUUCUUCAGAUGGCGAUCAAGAUCAAGACUCUGGUAAUGGUAAUGACGACUAAACAAAAAUCUUUGUAUCUCAAUGCAAAUAGUGUUGUUCUUAAACGUUCAUUUUGAUUUAUAGGACCGGUUGUCUCUUAAUGAUAUCUAGUCAACAAUUUCUGAACUUUAGUCAUAUCAUGUGUGUUAAAGAUUUCAGGGUUGAAAUUAUGACUCAUUUUAUAAAUAAUCAGUUCGUUUCGGUAAA